CCAAUUUGAAUGCUACAGCUCCUAAAACCAACAGAUUAUAAAAUUAAGUAAAGUUAAACCAAUAUGUUAAUGCUAUAGACUCGGAUUGACGAAGGGACUGUACCAUGAAGAUGUAAAUGAACACAGGAGUGGAGUUGUACACAAAAACCCUAAUAAGUGUGGCAUAUUGUGAGACGAUAAAACGUUGGCACAAAAGCAACAUAAUCGAAAAAAAGUCAACUUUGGCUCAAAUCUUGCACAACAGUAACACUGCUAACAACCAAUUGCAAUUGCUGCACGUAAAUAAUCAAUGUUAUUGUUUUUGUCAGAUUUUCUCAAAGGGGGAGGACUUAACUUGUUCAAGUCUUAAAGAUAUUACAGAAAAUGCUAGAGAAUACUGUGAAAAAAAGGGAAUUCUGGAACAAUUUUCCACAAUGUUAUCGAUUUUGGAAAUUGAAAGCGACGACCCAGCUGAUACUCAAGACCAUAACAGAUAUUCGGUUCUGUCAGGGGACGACAGUUUUGAAAAUACAUACUUGUAUUUGGACCAAGAAAAUGACUACAUUUUAUUCCCAGAAAAGUGCACAUGUUCAGGAAGAAGUUCUUUUCAAAAUCAAUCAAUAAAUAUUGGUUGCACAAACCAAAUGGAUCUUCCAAGUAACAAUGAAUGUGUCUUGUCAGGAGAAAAACCUUUGGGUAGCGAAGAAAUAGGAAAUAUGAAUGAGAAUGAAGAUGACGCCAGAAAAAUUACUUCAACACCCAAAACUUAUUUGCUAAAAACAGUUAAUUCAACAAAUUCUUUUUAUGAAAAUAUUGACUUUUGCUCAACAAGAAACAAAAAUAUUUCUCAUAAUUGCACCAUUAAUGUUAGUAAUGAUUCCGAUUCUCUUAUAGAAGAAUACAAUGUAUUAAGAAAAAAAAUUUUAAUUUCAAAAUUGCCGACCAAACGACCCACAAUUGUAUCUCCAGAAGUUGAAGGUUUCAAACAAAGUGUAUGUAAGUACAAGAAAAUAGAUUGUGACAUUAAAUUCUCUAAAGAGGAAGAACUCUUUUUAUUAAGAAGUAGAGAAAAUCGAAAAAUGUAUUUAAAUUUCAUGCAAGAUCUUCUCAGGACCAAAUUUGGAAUUUUUAAUAAUGUCUGCCCAAUAAAUUUUAGUAGCCAUAAAUUCCACAAAAAAAAACUAGUUCUUUAUGCCAAAUGUAUGUAUUAUUUAAGUGGUUGCGGGGCGUAUAAAUUUGUAAUUGAUUUCGAUAGCAUCAUUACUGUGUACGCUUCCAGUUUAGAAAUCACUCACCCCAAAACUGCCAAAAAACAUCAACUCAGAGGAGUUCGCAGAUUGUUAGCAAAACAACAUAUUAAAUAUCUGCGGCCAACAAACUGGCGAGACAAAUUACUCAUAAAGCAAUCAAAGCAUUUAAAGGCACUAGGGAAUGACCAAGGAGUCGUAUCGAAAGAUGCAGCUAGAAGAAUAAAAUUUGAGCAAGUGCGGUCAAUUGAUAGAGAUGCUGACAGCCACAUCGAUAUUUGCAAAAUGUAUUUAGACAAAAAUUGGCGUACAUAUAUACAAAAAGUAGCGCUCCCACAAGAAAUUUAUUUGAUUUCCAAACGGCCAAUAGAAAUUCUCCAAGCCAAAAAUUUUGCUUUACUGAAACUUAGCCACAACACAUUAUUUUUUGAUGCCACUGGGAGCAUUAUGAGAAAGUAUGAGCCCGAGUCAAAAAGAGUAUUUUUGUAUUCUCUCGUGGCUCACCUCGAUGCUGGUCCGAAAAAGAGAGAUUCAGCUCGCUGUUUCUGGGAUUAUUACGGUCGGUACAAGGAGUUCCAUCACACUCGUCUACGAGUACCACUGUCUGCGCCGGGAAAUUUGGCCACACUUGCGGUAUUCGACCGGCAGGUAUUAAACGAGCAGCUGCUGCGUUAA
Molecule: messenger RNA, 1901 nt
Organism: Stomoxys calcitrans (stable fly)
Lineage: Eukaryota; Metazoa; Arthropoda; Insecta; Diptera; Muscidae
Exons: 3
Coding region: 117-1901 (594 amino acids)
Source: RefSeq, a predicted model, not a curated record